Messenger RNA from Linnemannia hyalina, 3123 nucleotides. Lineage: Eukaryota; Fungi; Mortierellomycota; Mortierellomycetes; Mortierellales; Mortierellaceae. The record is from the annotation of a GenBank genome assembly.
AUGCUACCCGUCAUUCUCGAUCAGAAUCCGGACGAUUGGAACAUUCGUGUGCGUGGAUGGGCGUUCUCCAAGCGAUCGAAUCGCCGCAAGAGACUAGUCAUGAGCAUGGCACGAAAGAUCGCUGGCGUUACAAAGGACAACAACAAGGUCUAUGAGACACUCGAGUCUCGCUUCAGCAUGUUCCUCGCAAGUAACACCCAGGGAGCACAGUUCAUGGUCCAGUGUGUCGGCCUCGCCUCAACAACCCACAUGGAACUCGCCGGCGGAUCCGACAACAUCGACGACCCCUCUGUCGAUGUCCUCCUUGACGAGAUCAAAUCCUCCGAGUCCGAACCUGGACUUGUUCGUACCGAAGAUGCUAAUCAGGAACAGGCCGAUUACUUUCAACUACAAUCACCGGACCAAGACUCGAGCAUAACAGGAGGAUAUGGAUCAAUACAACCUCCUCUCCAACAUGCCGCCGUCACAGCAUUAAAGUCGCAGUUGUCAGAACAGGUGCAAAUGUCUAUACAGGGUGAGCGGAGGAAGCAGCUUGAGGAUGGCGCCCAACUUCAUACCCCUGUGCAUCACCUAGAUGCAGGGGUCCAGGAGAGCAUACAAAUCGACGCAUCGGAUUCACCUCUUGUUUCUGAAGAGGGUCAGUCCCCUACCAUGGCAGUCGGAUCGGUCGAGACAGAGUCAAAGUUUUCAGCACGGCUCAGUCGAGGCACGGCCAUGUUCAAGAAUGUGGUCAGGAAAGUCAAGACUUCAUCGGUUUACUCUAGCAACAACAGCGCCUCCACUGACUCGCUCAGGCUUCCCUCUGGCGCCACCACCGCCAUCAAUAACAUUUCCGACUCUUCUUCCGCCGACGAGUUCGCCCGACCCAUGGUCGUCACCCGCGCAGCCUCUGGAGCUAGUGUUCUGACUCAGGAUAUGACAAGGCAGAAGGAUUUGGGCAGCGGAAUGUUCCCUACUGUCCCAGUGGCUUCUCGGCCUGGCGGCCAUUUCGAUGGUACUCUUCAAAUGAGCAGCAGUGAAGUUGAGGCCCAUCGUCGCAAGGACGCUGCUACUGGACACCCUCGGCUCCUAAAGUUGCACGCCUACCAUGCCGACAUGCCCGACUUUUGCCACGGAGUUGUCAGCCUCAUCGACCCCGAAGGCGUUUCUAUCAUCUCCGACAUUGACGAUACUAUCAAGGAGACCAAUGUUACUGCUGGAGCCAGGAUUAUCCUUCGCAACACAUUCCUUAAGGACAUGAUGGAAGUUGAGGGAAUGGCGUCGGUCUAUAAGGGCUGGUGCGACCAAGGAGCGGCUAUCCACUAUGUCUCGAACUCGCCCUGGCAGUUGAUCCCCAGUCUAUUGGAGUUCUUCAAAACCUUCAAGUUUCCAGCAGGAUCGGCACAUUUGCGACUACACGACAACGUACUGAAGACCUACUUCAUGGCGCCUGGAGAGAACAAGCGAAGGAGCAUCCGUGAGAUUUUGACUGAUUUCCCAGACCGCAAGUUCAUCCUUGUUGGCGACAGUGGUGAAAUUGACAUGGAGAUCUACACGGAUAUGGCGCAGGAGUUCCCUGGACAGAUUGUCAAGAUCUUUAUUCGGGACAUUACGACGGCUCGACUCAAGGAGAUGGUCUCAAAGAUGCCGCCAACACGUAGCCUAUCCUUCUCGUCGCUCCUCCUGCCCAAAACGCCUCUUGGAUUCUUCGGCCGCCGGGGCAGCAACACCAACACGAUCGGGAGCAUCACAAGCAACACCAAUGCAUCCACAUCAAACGUCGCCACAAUGUCAAGCACCGACGAAGAUUACGACAACGACGAAGACGAUAAUGACGAGGAUAUCGAUAGCAACAAUACUCUCUAUCACAACAAUAACGAUACGACGGUCGAGUCUGGAAUCCGUAGCGACCUGGAUGAAUUUAAGCUCGGGCGGCCUCGUUACCACCUUCACGGUGGACCCAUGUCUCCAGGAUUAGAUCCCAGCAGACCUCUCACCCCACCCACCAUGUCGUUGUCAACUACUCCCACCUCGUCCACGGCCUCAUCUCCUCGUCUCCAACCCAAGCAAAUCACUGCCACCGUCAAGGCAGUCUUCACAUCCCCCUUCCGGCGUGCUUCGCCCAACAACAAACAAACCGCAGUAAAUGGCUGGAAUGCCCUCAAGAAGCGAGGCGGAAGCAUGUCGCCUGCUUCGCCGCUCUCGGAGGGAGCCGGCCCCAUGGCAGGAUACCCAUUCCCCCAAGUCGGCUCUGCAACUUCUUCAUCAGUGUCUUCGAUGAGCGGACACCAGCAACGGGCAAGGAGAAACGGCGGCGGUUAUGAUGAGGAGGACUACGGCCUGAACUCGGCCCUUUCGUACAACUCUGCUGCCUCUUCCAACCAAGCCCAUCUCACUGGUGGCGCCGAUGUCUUUGACGACCAGGAUCACCAACACGUCAUGCUUCAGCAACAACAGCAGCAGCAACAACGAACUCGCCAACGCACCUUUUCCUUCACACCCAUCACAAACUCUCCCCCACGCUCACCCAAAAUCCCCAUCAGGCGCACGACAGAAUUCUUUACCCGCCAAGAAUAUCACCCCCUCGGGAUGGCCAUGACCGCCACUAGUCCCUUUGACGGCCCAAUGGACGACAACAACAACAACAUUAGUAGCGCUGGGGUCGGCGGACAAGGACAAGGACGGGUCGCUGAGCCACAAUCGUCAUCGCCAUCACUCUCGCCAUCGUCGCCUUCGUCCCCUGUCGCGACUACCCCGACGUCGUUUAUUGCCAACAUUAAGAACCCACUCGAGGUCUGGCAAGAGCGGAUCCAGCAAUGUCGUCUACGAUUGCCUAAAGGAGUAUUGACGCUUUUCGAAUCUGCUGAGGAACUGAAGCAGUGUGAGGUUGUUCAGGACGUCUUCAGGAAAUUUGGAGGUGGCAGUAGUAGUGUGGCGGAUGAUGAACAUGUUGAUGGUGACUUUGCGUCUGAGGGUCAGUCCGAGUUCUUAGCGGAGGCUAGCAGGAGCAUGAGUGUAAGGACCACAUCUUUAACGACAGCAACAACCACAACAACCACUGCCAUGUCGUCGUCAUUUAUGUCGAACCAGGAGUCGUUCUCGAUGUCGACAAUGAGUUUCAAAAGCGUCUCGGUGUCCUCAUAG